AUGUCCGAUGAAAAUGAGCUCAAAAUCGCUAAUGCAUUGGCCGCUUACCAUGACCGUAAUGAGCCGAAGAUCAAGCCAUUGGCAAGGGAAUUCGGCGUCAGUUACCAGACCCUGCUAGGCCGUAUACGGGGUGCCGGGUCAGCAAGUGGCCGACUUGCCACCAAUAAGGCAUUGGACUCGGUCCAAGAAAAAGCAUUGCUUGACUGGAUUAUCUUUAUGGAUAGCUGCGGCGCCCCCCCGACGGCAUUAUCGAUACAGCAGCGCGCCGAUGACAUUAUUCAUCGAUCAGACCCGGACCGGAAGCCUCUUUGGCAUGGCUGGGGCCUGGCAUUUACUAAGCGACUGCCAAAGCUUGCACCCCACCUCCAUUUUAUUAAGCAGAAGCCGAAGGACCCGAAGCGAAUGGGCGCCGAGGACGUAGGUCUUACGGAGAUGUGGUAUGACCGCCUAGAGCAGUGUAUUAAGCAGUAUGGGUUUCGACCGAAGGACAUCUAUAAUAUGGAUGAAACCGGCUUCCGAAUCGGCGAAGGAAAGGCUCAAAAAGUGGUAUCUGCUUUACCUAUUAGCUUCACUGCAACCGGGGGCCAUGGCGAGAGUAUUACCGCUAUUGAAUGCGUUGCUGCCGAUGGUUGGAAGACGCCGCCGUGGUUUCUAGUGAAAGCUCAGUAUCACCAGGAAAGCUGGUAUAUUGACGAAAUGCCUGAUGAUUGGACGAUAAAACCGACACCAAAGGGCUAUUCGUCUCAUACCACAGCAUUAGAAUGGCUAGACUCAUUUAUCGAGGCCACAAACCACCGAGUCUAUCGCCAUAAACACGCCGAAAGUGAUGAUGAGAUAGCGGAAGCUCGUGGCCAUGGCGGUCGCCGUCGAUACGGCCAAGAUGCAGCUAUUCGCCGAGAGAUAAAAGCAAUACGCGAAGAAGCAGACCGAGUACACUGCCGAGGUUAUCGCCUUCUUCUUUUCGACGGCCAUAAGUCUCACUGUACGCCUGAAUUCAUCCUAAAAUGCUGGGAAAAUCGCAUUGUUCCGUACGCCUUCCGGCCGCAUGUCUCCCAUAUAUGCCAGCCCCUCGAUUCGGUUCCAUUUCAUCGGUAUAAAGCGCUAUAUCGGAGAAAUAAUGUCGAGGUUGUCCAAUGGGGUGGCUCGGUAUCCCGGAAAGUCGACUUUUUUCGCGAAAUCGUUAAGGUUCGAGAGUGA
Messenger RNA from Penicillium canescens, 1197 nucleotides. RefSeq lists its product as uncharacterized. NCBI's taxonomy places the organism in Eukaryota, Fungi, Ascomycota, Eurotiomycetes, Eurotiales, Aspergillaceae. Bases 1 to 1197 code for a protein of 398 amino acids. Gene Ontology annotation, cellular component: nucleus. Gene Ontology annotation, molecular function: DNA binding. The transcript has a single exon. The record is from RefSeq and is a predicted model, not a curated record.